AUGUCCUUUUCCAUUUUCAUCCCCUGUUUUGCCAUCUCCCUCCUCUUGCUCCUCUUGCUCCUCCUUCCCCACUCUCACUCAUUUUAUCUCCCUGACUCCAAUCCUCUCUUUUCUUUCAACGAUCAAGUCAGGAAGAGGCAUCUUUACACAGAGAGCAAAAGACAAGGGCUUUUUCUGGAGAUGGACAAGGAUGGCACAGUGAAAGGAAGUCCCAUUCAAACUGCAAACAGUGCGCUGGAGCUGAGAUCAGUGAGAGCUGGUGAGACAGUCAUCAGAGGAGUAUCAUCGUCCCUUUACUUGUGUAUGGACAGAGCUGGACAUCUGAGGGGACAGGGACUGUACACGGAGGCAGACUGCACCUUCAGAGAGCUGUUGCUGGAAAAUGGAUAUACUCUUUUCCUGUCUCGGCAGAAUGGGCUGCCACUGUCUCUCACAUCAAGACAGUCUCAGGACAAACGUGUCCCUCCAUUCUCCCAGUUUCUCCCCUUAAGACAGUUGGCUGGGAGUGAGAUACAAGAGAGACAGAAUGAAAAUUUGCAAACAAAUCAACAACACCUGAACCUUGAAUCUGAGGACCCAUUUGGAAUGCAUCUCCAGGACUCAGUGCACAGUCCAGGAUCACAAUAG
Messenger RNA from Megalops cyprinoides (Indo-Pacific tarpon), 627 nucleotides. RefSeq names its product fibroblast growth factor 21-like. Gene Ontology annotation, cellular component: cytoplasm. Bases 1 to 627 code for a protein of 208 amino acids. The record is from RefSeq and is a predicted model, not a curated record. Gene Ontology annotation, molecular function: growth factor activity; fibroblast growth factor receptor binding. The transcript has 4 exons. NCBI's taxonomy places the organism in Eukaryota, Metazoa, Chordata, Actinopteri, Elopiformes, Megalopidae. Gene Ontology annotation, biological process: positive regulation of protein phosphorylation; regulation of cell migration; fibroblast growth factor receptor signaling pathway.